This is a messenger RNA of Bolinopsis microptera, 1911 nucleotides long. RefSeq lists its product as uncharacterized. Bases 1 to 1293 code for a protein of 430 amino acids. NCBI's taxonomy places the organism in Eukaryota, Metazoa, Ctenophora, Tentaculata, Lobata, Bolinopsidae. Gene Ontology annotation, cellular component: plasma membrane. The transcript has 4 exons. The record is from RefSeq and is a predicted model, not a curated record. Gene Ontology annotation, molecular function: G protein-coupled receptor activity. Gene Ontology annotation, biological process: G protein-coupled adenosine receptor signaling pathway; adenylate cyclase-activating G protein-coupled receptor signaling pathway.
AUGACAACAGCAGGUCACCAUCUCAGUCUUACAACAAUUAUACUCCCUCGAGCACAACCUCCCAUUAGAGAAGCGGACCUGGUCCUGGGGAGUAUCCUGCUGGUGUGUUCUAUACUGGGUAUCCCUGCCAACUGUGCCGCUUGUUACCACUUCUGUACACAAAUCACUAAGAACAAGAACAGUUCCUUCUUCAAGCAGAUCUACACUAUCAUCAGCUUUAUUGAUGUCAUGAUUGGUAUCGCUCAACUCCCGAUAGCACAGACUCUCCUAUUGGGGAGAGACUCUCCAGAUCUCCUGUUCAGAGGGGCGCCCUUUUGUUACUCCUGGUACAUUAUCUGGCUGCUCAUCAAACAAGGAGCAGUGUUCAUGGUGGCAUUCCUGAGCAUAUCCCGGCUCACAAUACUCAUGACAACCAGCAAAGUGAUGUCCCUGAGAAACUCCUGGCUCAUCCCGUCUCUGUUUGCUGGUUUUGUACUAAUCGUACUUGGUAUAUUACCCCUAGCUACAGACUACGCGGUGGUACAGUAUGCGCCGGAUAACGCCAUGUGUAGGAUCACAGUUGAUGAUCCAAGUCAAACUCCCAUCUACAUAACACCGAUCAGCAUGACCACGCUAACUACUCCUACAGCCACGGACUGGCGGCCUUACUUCAGACAGUCCUUCGUGGUGACCAUCACCGAGGCUUGCUUUCUAGGACUUCCCGUCUUUCCUAUCUUUAUAUCCCUUGUUUUAUCCCUUCAAUUUCUAAAGAAAGCAGACGCAAGAUCUCUCCGCAUCACCAGUGGACAUGAAAGGACAACAAGGGACAACAAGGAAAACAAGGAAAACAAAAGGCAGAAUAAGCCGGUAACCAAACACAAAGAAGCAUCGGUAACAAUCCUGAUGGUGACACUAGUGUACGUUAUCUUCAACAUACCAGCCCUCUGCAUGACGGUAUACCUAGCGUACAUUUACUGCACGUGCCUGACCCUGCUACACGCCUCCAACUACUCCGAGCAACUGCUCUUCAAGUACGCCAGCAGAGUGUACACCACAUUCGGACCAGCCUGGCAGUAUACCUGGCUGGUGGUGUACGGGGUGUCCCAGGUCCUCAACUCCACGGUUAACCCGGUGUUGUAUUGGUGGCGGAUGAAGCAUUUCAGACAGUUCCUUAGCAGGGGGAGGCUCAGUGUCUCCGAGACUAGCAGGAGUUUCACAUCUUCUUUCAGGAGCCUUGUGACUAAUAAUUUCCAAGUAAGGCCUGGGUUAAGGGGGGACUCUAAAUAUCAUGCUGUUAACGAGGAAAAGAUUUGAGUUCUUACGUUUUCCUGAUGGAUCUUGUGAGUGUGAAAGUAUGAAGUUGUGCCACUUAAUUUAGUGACGGCAGUGGAAGAAGAAGUACAAUUGAAGUAAAUGUGAAGGUGAAAGUGGAGAUAAUGAAAGCGAGAACGGUUAAAGAAGUGAAAGUGAAUAUAACGAAAGUGAGGUUAAAGAAGGUAACACCCACCUCAACUUGAGUACCUCCAUUUUCCACGAACGUGAUCAUGGUACCCAGCAUGAGAGGAGGUGCUAAAGUGAACACCUCUACCAACAUCAUCAACCCAAACGUGGUUACCACCGGCAUCAGACAGGACCGGAACAGAGCCCACAGUAGUCUAAGGUGCUUUUGCAUUUUCUGAAAUGUGAUUCAAGUGAGGUUUAAUGUGAGGUUUCAAUUUAAUAUGUAUGUUGUUUCCAGAUUCUUAUUAGUUAUUGUUUUUGAAAAUUAAUUAUUUGAUGUUUGCUCUUACGCUGUCCGCUAUGUACUGUAAAACCAAAUAUUUUCGCUGGCACCCAUUUUCGCGGUUUUAAAAAUUAAAUUAUUUUCGCACCUUUAAUUUUCGUAGAUUGUGAUUAAAUUUAGGGGUCGACCAAUUAAAUUUAAGUAGCUUA